Messenger RNA from Xylaria bambusicola, 942 nucleotides. RefSeq lists its product as uncharacterized. Lineage: Eukaryota; Fungi; Ascomycota; Sordariomycetes; Xylariales; Xylariaceae. The transcript has a single exon. The record is from RefSeq and is a predicted model, not a curated record. Bases 90 to 605 code for a protein of 171 amino acids.
ACUGUACUAUUGACAAAUCUUCAUCCUUCACACGAAUAUACUACACCCCUUCUCCUGGACCGAAUUCAUAGCAUUCGCCUGUAUCCACAAUGAAAUUGUCGCCACCUCCCGACCCUCGGAAUCUCCUCCCGUCCCGGGCUCACCCAGAGCAACGCAAGCACCGGAAACAGCUUGAGAAACAGCAUCCAUUUGGAUUCACAGAGAUUGCCACGCUUGGCCUGAUCGGACUGACGCUAGCGUGGGACAUAGACAAGCAAGUACAGAAGUGUGCAGAGAAGAAGGGCAAAGAACACGACGAACGAGACCGUCACCAGCGUGACAAGGCAUAUCAUGACAGAACACCGGAACCCCGCCGAGAUCAUAGGGGUUCUGAGAGCGGUCAAUCAAGCAGAAGGGGCGACUGGGGUGCACCAGAGCGCUGUGCUUAUGAUCCAAGACGUCGUCAGUCCGCAGGUUAUCGUGACGAUGCAAGACGCGAUGACGAAUACCGUGGUUAUAGGCCGCGAUAUGAUCCUCGAGAUGAUUAUCGAUGCGAGAGGCAAUACGAGGACCCGAGAGGUUCUGAUUCAGCUAGUCGACGAAGAAUUCGUCGCGAUUCGUGGUAAUAGUCGGCUGUCUAUACGACUCUACACGUGAAAUCACAGAACCAUUUCACCACACAUCAUUUUUAAGACUUGUUUACAAACGGAAACGAAAAAGAGUUAGCAUGGAGUAUUGAUGGAUAUAUGGGAAACAUGAACUUGCAACAUUUGGCCAUCUAUGGACUUCAGGAUUCAGCAAGGGUGGUACGAUACACGAUUAUAUGCAUUGGAAUAAAAAGGGAAACACGAAAAUCAUGAUUUAUGAGGGGAAAUCAUUUGCAUAUCUACUACACAGUGGUUAGCAGAUAACAUAACGAAUACCAUAAAAAAGCAUAAGAGUAGAAAAUAAAGAUCUAUCUAA